Brassica napus (rape) is the source of this 276-nucleotide messenger RNA. RefSeq names its product glycine-rich RNA-binding, abscisic acid-inducible protein-like. Lineage: Eukaryota; Viridiplantae; Streptophyta; Magnoliopsida; Brassicales; Brassicaceae. The record is from RefSeq and is a predicted model, not a curated record. The transcript is spliced from 2 exons. Bases 1 to 276 code for a protein of 91 amino acids.
AUGGCGGUUGCAGUGGAUACCGUGGUGGAGGAAGCGAUGGAUACCACAACGGAGGCGGUGGUGAUUAUGGAGGUGAUGGUGGAAGACGUGAGUGUGGAUACAAUGCUGGUGGUUGGUGGAGGUAGCUACUCAAGUGGAAGAGUCGGUGGUGGAUACACUGGUGGUGGAUACGGUGGAGGAAGCGAUGGAUACCGCAGUGGAGGCGGUGGUGGUUAUGUAGGCUGUGGUGUAAGACGUGAGGGUAGUUAUAGUGGUGGUAUAGAAUCAGAGAAAUAG